AUGUACGCCGAACAGGCCAACAAGCUCGUCGAAGAUGCCAAGCGGACUCGAGGCCUGCCCAAUCUCCCGCCGUACGCAGCAACGACCGUACGCGCAGUGACCAAAGAAGUUCGAGAUCUGGAUCGGGAAACAAACGCUCUUCUAGCGCCCUACAGCUCGGGAGACUCACAAUCCAGCGAUGGCACUCAGUUGAAAUCAUCCUUCAAUCCGGCAGAAGAUCCGUCAAUGGCAUGCGCAUUACUGGUAAACCACCUGUCCAUGCGCCGCAACAAGCGCUGUCUUCUGGCAUAUCACAAAACCCGCACGGAUAAGCUCGAGGCGAUGUGCUGGGAAGGUGUGGAUGUCGCAGAUCUGGCAUUGGCGUCUGCGCAGGCUUCAUCAUCUGGUCGCCAGGAUGGCAAUACCAGCAGCAUGAGUGCAGAAGAGGAGCAAUAUGUUCAUCGAUACAGCGAUCUCCUUGCGGCAUACAAAGGCCAGUGGACCGAUAUCGAUCUCACCGGGAGUCUGGAGCCGCCGAGGGAUAUCUUCAUCGAUGUACGCGUUUUGAAGGAUGCGGGCGAAAUUCAGACCGAGUACGGCUCCAUCACUUUGACAAAGAACAGUCAGUUCUAUGUUCGACAGGGUGACGUGGAGAGACUGAUACAGCAAGGCUAUCUUGAGCGCCUGUCAUGA
Messenger RNA from Pseudocercospora fijiensis CIRAD86, 672 nucleotides. RefSeq lists its product as uncharacterized. The coding region runs from base 1 to 672 and encodes 223 amino acids. The record is from RefSeq and is a predicted model, not a curated record. Lineage: Eukaryota; Fungi; Ascomycota; Dothideomycetes; Mycosphaerellales; Mycosphaerellaceae. The transcript has a single exon. Gene Ontology annotation, biological process: DNA replication; DNA strand elongation involved in mitotic DNA replication. Gene Ontology annotation, cellular component: GINS complex.